Daldinia childiae is the source of this 477-nucleotide messenger RNA. RefSeq names its product Succinate dehydrogenase assembly factor 4, mitochondrial. Lineage: Eukaryota; Fungi; Ascomycota; Sordariomycetes; Xylariales; Hypoxylaceae. Gene Ontology annotation, biological process: mitochondrial respiratory chain complex II assembly. The coding region runs from base 1 to 477 and encodes 158 amino acids. The transcript has a single exon. Gene Ontology annotation, cellular component: mitochondrion. The record is from RefSeq and is a predicted model, not a curated record.
AUGGCGUCCCGCCUCAUCUACCUUACCCGACUCACACGUUCAUUCACACACACUCACCCACAACCAUAUCUCCUCUCCCUACAACACCACCGCCACGCCUCCAACAACUCCAACUCCAACCCCAAUCCCAACCCCUUUCAAUUCACACCAUCGCCGCCGCGCCUCCCACCCGACGAACAAGCCGAAUUCGAGCGACUCCAGCGCACAGCCAACACGCAAGAAGGCUUCAACCCGACCUCAACCCCAGAUUUCAGCUCACCCAUUGCUUCCAAUCCCUCUACCACAGCAGCAGCAGCAGCAGCUACGCCAGCCGUCGAAGACGACCUCCCAUCGAUACCGCUGCGAAAAGGCGCGCCCCCCGAAUUCGAAGGCGACGUCAACCCCAAGACGGGCGAGGUCGGCGGGCCCAAGAACGAGCCCCUGCGCUGGGGACCAGCGGGCGAUUAUAGCUUCAACGGGCGGGUUACCGAUUUCUAG